AUGUUUCCUCGUCAAAAAGAAGUGGUAUCUGCUUUUUUGAUCAAGACUCGCUUACCUUCUGAAAUACCGCGCCGAAUGCGGCAUCUGAAGGAAAUUUCUUUAUGGAAGGCUACGGAGUUAAGAACCUUUUUGCAUUACAUUAGUGUUGUGGUGCAUAAAAACUUCAUGCAGAUUAAAGCAUACAGCCAUUACUUGCUUUAUUUUUGCGGUAUUACCAUCUUAAGUACAAUGGAAUACAAACACCUUUUUCCACUAGCAAAAAAGAUGCUUGAUAAAUUUGUUAAAGAUUUCAGUAAAUACUAUGGCUUGUCACAUUUAGCAAGUAAUAUACACAACUUGGAGCACGUUGCUGAAGAUGUUGAGCGAUUGGGACCACUUGACUCAUAUUCAGCAUAUGAAUUUGAGAACAAUAUGCGGUUUAUAAAACCGUGUGUUCGAUCGGGGACAAAAAUUGUGGAACAGGUUGCUGACGUAGAUAUUGGUUCUAGAAGGAUAGAAUUGCCUCCUACUUGCAUUAAAUGUAAAUUAGUACCCGUUUUCCUUCCCAGUCGUCCUCUUUCCCAGCUCUCCGUGCAACGCUCAUCUCAACCCAAUUCAUUAUAA
This is a messenger RNA of Anopheles marshallii, 603 nucleotides long. RefSeq lists its product as uncharacterized. The transcript has 3 exons. The coding region runs from base 1 to 603 and encodes 200 amino acids. The record is from RefSeq and is a predicted model, not a curated record. NCBI's taxonomy places the organism in Eukaryota, Metazoa, Arthropoda, Insecta, Diptera, Culicidae.